AUGUCUCCUCACGCAGAUCCUCUCCUCCACACACGAGUAUGGUGGAAAGAAGCCGUCUUCUAUCAGGUAUACCCCGCGAGCUUCAAGGACAGCAAUGGCGACGGCUGGGGCGACAUUCCGGGCCUUCUUUCGAAGAUUCCUUAUAUUGCCUCCCUGGGAGUGGACUGCGUAUGGUUAUCCCCUAUGUUCGAAUCCCCUCAAGUCGAUAUGGGGUACGACAUUUCGAACUACGAAGCGGUCGACCCCUCCUACGGCACGGUGGAAGAUGUAGAGCGACUGAUCAAGGUAUGCCACGACAAUGGCAUGAAGUUGAUUCUGGACUUGGUUGUGAACCACACAUCAGAUCAACACGCAUGGUUCAAGGAAAGCAGGAGUUCGAAAGAUAACCCCAAGAGGGAUUGGUACUUCUGGAGACCAGCACGGUAUGAUGAGCAGGGUAAUCGGAGGCCUCCGACCAACUACCGGAGCUACUUUGCUGGGACUUGGGACGAGCACACACAAGAAUACUAUCUCCACUUGUACGACAAGUCGCAACCCGAUCUGAACUGGGAAAACGAAGAAUGCCGCAAAGCAAUCUACGACUCUGCCAUGCGCUUUUGGCUCGACAAGGGGAUUGAUGGUUUUCGCGUUGACACUGUCAAUAAAUAUUCGAAGCAUAUCGAUUUUCCCGAUGCCCCGAUAACAGACCCUAAUACUUUUGUCCAACCUGCCGCACAGUUUUGGUGCAACGGACCGAGGAUUCAUGAAUUCAUCAAGGAGAUGAAUAGCAAAGUGCUUUCACAUUACAAGACGUUUGAUGGCCAGCCUGUAGUCACUGUUGGUGAGCUAUCAUUGACUCCGGACCCGGAGGGCGUGCUUUCGUAUGUCAGUGCGAGGGCAAAAGAGCUGGACAUGGUGUUCCAGUUCGAUCUAACUCAUUUGGGUCAAUCAAAUGGUUUCUCGGACAAGUACGACUUCACGGAGUGGACAUUACCCGAAAUGAAGCAGAUUGUGAAUAAGUGGCAGACUUUCAUCGAAGGCACCGACGGAUGGACGACGGUAUUCAAUGAGAACCACGAUAAUGGCCGAAGUGUAUCAAGAUUCGCAGACGACUCCCCUCAAUGGAGAGAAAAGAGCGCAAAGAUGCUCGCCAUGUGGCUAGUCACGCAAACUGGGACGCUCUUCUUGUACCAGGGGCAAGAGAUCGGGAUGAUCAACGCACCCAAGGAAUGGCCUAUUGAGGAAUACAAAGACGUCGAGUCGCUGAACUUCUGGAGCGAAGCAGUGCGGCUAGAGGAAAAUGGUAGUGAUCCGACUCGCAAAUCUCGCAUUAUGAAUGGUUUGCGGCUCAUGGCGCGGGAUCAUGCAAGACUCCCCUUCCAGUGGGACUCCAGCCCCAAUGCCGGUUUCAGUUCAGGGACGCCUUGGAUGCGGACCCACGAUCUGUACAAGGAGAUCAAUGCGGCGUCUCAAGAGAAGGACUUUAAUAGUGUGUUGUCGUUCUACAAGCGCAUGCUACGGAUGCGCAAAGAACAUAACGAUGUCUUCGUAUACGGUGCCUUCGAGUUGCUCAAACCCGAGGACCUCAACACCUUCAUGUUCAAGAAGCAUCACCAGGAGAAGACUGCGCUCGUCGCACUCAACUUCACUGCCUCUCCACAGCCUGUUCCUUCACCCAGUGAAGAUAUGACGAUGCUGGUAAGUUCGUAUUCGAAGACAUCAGGGGACGUGCUUCAGCCAUAUGAAGGAAGAGUGUAUAUCAACUAUUAG
Molecule: messenger RNA, 1749 nt
Organism: Westerdykella ornata
Lineage: Eukaryota; Fungi; Ascomycota; Dothideomycetes; Pleosporales; Sporormiaceae
Product: glycoside hydrolase
Exons: 2
Coding region: 1-1749 (582 amino acids)
Biological process (GO): oligosaccharide catabolic process
Molecular function (GO): alpha-amylase activity
Source: RefSeq, a predicted model, not a curated record